UCCUAACUCGACAAGUCAUCUGCGCUGUCCCGCUGCGACGGUUCCGCUCUCCUCCUCCUGCAGCCUCGCCCAACUGCGGCCGCAUCUCCAGCGCCCCAGGGUCGCCCCUAGCUCCUCUUCUCGGCUGGCCCUGUGGCGCCGCCGCCGCUCGCCUAGGCGCAAACCAGCCACGCCGCAACUUUGAGCCGCCGGCCGGGAAGUGAUCGGUUUGCUGAAUCCAUCGCCGAGGCAGAGCACGCGCGCGAUUCGACACACCUGAAUCCAUAUUUCCCUCUUGAAGUUGGAUCUAUCCCCGUCGGCUCGAUGGCCACAGACAAGAGGAUCGUGCUGAGCGUGGACCUGCCCGAUGACAGGCAGAAGAAGAAGGCGCUCAAAGCACUCUCCACCUUCUCUGGUAUCGACUCCAUCGCCAUGGACACCAGGACGCACAAGAUGACGGUCAUCGGCUGCGUCGACCCCGUCGACGUCGUGUGCAGGCUGCGAAAGCUCCGGUUCGCGGUGCACAUCGUCACCGUCCUUCCGUCCGAGAAGAAGAAAGAGGAGAAGAAAGAACGUGGUGACAAGAAAGAUGGUGACAAGAAAGAUGAUUGGGGGCAGCACUACUACUACUACUACGGUCCGUGUACGGUUCCUCCAGUGGAGUUUACACUCGAGUUCUUAAACCGUAUCACAAAUAAUUUUUCUGAAGAGCGCAUAAUUGAUCGUGGUAGGCAUGGAGCAAUUUACAAGGGAGUACGGGACAACGGGGAAUGCCUUGCGGUGAAGAAGCUUAAUCUGAAACCAGGGCUCGAAGAAGAAGAAUUUAAAAACGAGUUUAAUAAGCUUAUGGGGAUCCAACACCGGAACGUCACCCGGUUAGUUGGUUACUGCCGUCAUAUAGAGCAAGUGCCUGUUGAGCACAACGGAGAAUAUGUUUCUGCUAGAGUGGAAGAAAGAGCUCUAUGCUUCGAAUACUUGGAGGGACGAAGCCUUGACAAGCAUCUUUCUAAUGAACCAUGUGGACUCCCUUGGUACAUAUGUUACAGAAUAAUUAGGGGAAUUUGCGAGGGUUUACAUUACCUUCACAAGGGACUCGAGCAUCCUAUUUACCAUCUGGACUUAAAACCAACGAACAUUUUUCUGGAUCGGGACAUGAUGCCUCAAAUUGGCGGUUUUGGUUUAUCACUCUUUGAUUCACUAGAAACCAACAACACAUCAGAAGACAUGGAAACGAGUGUAUACAUGCCACCAGAAUACAUCAAUAAACAGCAAAUCUCACUGAAGUUCGACGUAUUCAGUUUGGGUGUUAUAAUCAUACAAAUAAUGGCAGGAAACCAGAGUUUCUCCAAAUGUGCAGAUACUCCACCCGAAGAAUUUAUUCAGCACGUACAUCAAUUAUGGGCAAAAGGGACGCCAGAAACAAGUUGGAGACAUACUUCUCGUGAAGUUAGAACAUGCAUCGAAAUAGCAUUAAAAUGUGUGAAGUCUGAUCUAGUGAUGAGGCCCACUGUGACCGAGAUUCUAGAUAAAUUGAAUAAGAUCUAUAUUGCUGAUUGCUCUUCUAUAGAUCAGCUUUACAGGACAAGGGAGUUUACACUUGAGUUUUUAGAACGUAUUACAAAUAAGUUUUCUAUGCAGAGCAUCGUUGGCCGUGGUGCGUACGGAGUUAUUUACAAGGGAGUACUGGACAAUGGAGAAGAGAUUGCUGUCAAGAAGCUUCACCAAAUGUUGUGGAUUGACAAUGAGCAAUUUAAGAAUGAGCUUAAUAAUCUUAUGAGGGUCCAACACAAAAAUAUCGUCCGGUUAGUUGGCUACUGCCACAAUAUAGCACAAAUACUUGUUGAGUACAAAGGAGAACUUGUUUCUGCUAGGGUGGAGGACAGAGCUCUUUGCUUGGAAUACUUGCAGGGAGGAAGCCUUGACAAGCAUAUUUCCGAUGAGGUUUGCAGACUUGACUGGGACACGUGUUACAAAAUAAUCAAAGGAAUUUGUGAGGGUUUAGAUUACCUUCAUAAUGGAUCGGAAGGUCCCAUUUAUCAUCUCGACUUGAAACCUGCAAAUAUAUUGUUGGAUAAAGACAUGAUGCCAAAAAUUGGUGAUUUUGGUUUGUCAAGACUCUUUGAUUCGAUACAAACCUAUAUGACACAAUCCCAAGAUGUUAUCGGAACACGUGGAUACAUGCCACCAGAAUACAUCAACAAAGGGAAAAUCAGUCAGAAGUUUGACGUUUUCAGUCUGGGUGUCAUAAUCAUACAAAUGAUGGCAGGAAUGGAGGCCUACUUCGAUUGUGCAGACACACCUCCCGAAGAAUUUAUUAAGCUUGUACGUGGAACCUGGCGAAAGAGGCUGCUGCAGUCAUCAACGGUGUCGUACCAUGCAUCUCAAGAAGUGAGGACAUGCAUCGAAAUAGCGUUAAGAUGUGUGGAGGCCGACCGAGGGCAAAGGCCUACUAUAACCGAGAUUGUUAAUGAACUGAGUAACAUUGGUACUGCUAAAAGUUCGCCAGUGGAUCAGUGGCCUCCAAAGAAGUUGACGGCGCGGAGGACUUCGUUAUUGUUCACUCACUUCAAAUAUUGGUUACCCCUCUUAAUUGCCCUGGCUGCCAUAUUUUUGGCAUGGCCUCAACUGUGUCCAGAGUCAUGGUCCCGACAAACUUGACGUGCGUCCAGGGAUGCGCUUGUCAUCUACGGACUCAGUGUCUUCUUGAUCUGAGUGUAGUUGUAGGUUUGUUUGUACAUGUAUAGUAUGAGUGAGGUGUGCCUAUGUAAAGUGGGUGUGUGCGUGCAUGUAUGUACUACAGCUGUACCCAGAUGAGAGGUUAAAAAAAAGAAAACUCUAGCUAUAUGAAGGUGACCGGAUAAAACUCGAAGCGUGACACUGUUCCACAUGAUUCGACGACACGGCAAUAAUCUAUGGGUGCGAUUGAAUGUCUUUGUUAGGCAUGGUUGCACUUGCAGAUUUGUAUCCCAACUUCACCUGCUGA
Messenger RNA from Panicum hallii, 2962 nucleotides. RefSeq names its product tyrosine-protein kinase JAK2-like. The record is from RefSeq and is a predicted model, not a curated record. Gene Ontology annotation, biological process: protein phosphorylation. The transcript is spliced from 13 exons. Gene Ontology annotation, molecular function: ATP binding; metal ion binding; protein kinase activity. Lineage: Eukaryota; Viridiplantae; Streptophyta; Magnoliopsida; Poales; Poaceae. Bases 304 to 2637 code for a protein of 777 amino acids.